AAAACCGGAUUUAAAGUUCCACCAGUCGACUACUACCUCAGAUCUUACAUGCUAGCUAGCGAGAGACUCUUGAAGGCUAAAACAAGAUUCGGUACUAAAUACUGUUCAGGACCUGAACUAGAAAUGGAUAGAGUUUUUGAUUAUGUAUUUAACUUCGCCGAGACAUUUGCCGGUUCUCCUUACUUCGGAUUUUUUUGGACGAAUACGGUGAGCCAUAACGAUGUGAAUGGACUUUCAACAGUGGACGAUCACCUCUUAGGGAUGUUCGAAAAAUUUGAAAAAUCGGGCGUCAUAAAGGACACUUUAGUGGUGUUUUUGAGUGACCAUGGGAUGCGGUGGGGUGAAAUGAGAAAGACGUUCAUCGGGUGGUACGAGGAGAGACUGCCCUUCAUUUAUUUGAGACUGCCAGACUGGAUGAGAGAAGAUACCAGUGUAGUUGAAUCACUCAGAAUCAAUGAGCAUCGUCUGACCUCACCCUAUGACCUUUAUGAGACGUUCCGUGAGGUUCUCAUCGAGUCUGCAGGUGAAGCCAAUGCAAGCACUGGGUGUUUCACAUGCCAGAGUUUAUUUAAACCAGUGCCAAAGGUGAGAGGCUGUGCGGACGGUGGGAUCUCCCCUCACUGGUGCACCUGCACUGCCUUCAAGCCUUGGAAUCCUAUUGAUGAAAUUCAUCAGAGCAGCUGCUGA
Molecule: messenger RNA, 687 nt
Organism: Diachasma alloeum
Lineage: Eukaryota; Metazoa; Arthropoda; Insecta; Hymenoptera; Braconidae
Exons: 1
Source: RefSeq, a predicted model, not a curated record